Molecule: messenger RNA, 807 nt
Organism: Phytophthora sojae
Lineage: Eukaryota; Oomycota; Peronosporomycetes; Peronosporales; Peronosporaceae
Exons: 3
Biological process (GO): DNA recombination; DNA integration
Molecular function (GO): DNA binding
Source: RefSeq, a predicted model, not a curated record
AGCCUUCCGACACAAAACUUCUACUCAUUGCUCACAGCUUUUUCGAUAUUUCUACAGACUAAAAAGAGCAACAGGGCCCGUGCCGCGGAUGGCUUACUUGCUCAGUCAACUGCGCUAGGCUACUUUUCGCAAGUUCUCAACCUCCUCCGCGAACGCUACCCGACUUCUCUAUCCGACUCGAAACUCGAUGAUUUGUGUGCACUUGUGGAGCACCUAGUCAUGCACGCCGAUAUUGCUGGUGGACUCAAGAAUGUUCAUGAUGAAGCUCUAUUAACGAUGAUGUGGCACACAUUCGGCCGUGCUAUUGACACUUGCUUCGCUCGGAAGCAACAGUUGACGGCCGCAGCAUCAGGGGAGCUCUUCUUGAAUAUUGCGCGGAUUAAGACCUCAGUAGUUCAAGGUGUUUCGAUAUACAACUCCCCCGAGCGAUGGCAGCAAUGCAUGCUGCAUGCGUUUGGGAUGCUCUUUGUGUGCUACGACCAGCCUUCCGAAUAUUUAUUUCCUUUGGUGCCCCGAUUUGCUGAUCCGGAUCUACCUGGAGGUCGCACGUACUCGCAGGAGGAAGCUCCAUCUCUCAAGAAAGAGCGCAAACGACCUAGCGUGGCUAGCUAUAUUUCAGAGGUUAUCCGCGAUACCGUAAACAAGAUGUCCCCUGCCGCAGCUCAGGCAGCGACGCCCAACAUGACGAGCCACUCUCUGCGGCGCGGUGCAGCGGCGUAUGCCAACGCGUGCCCCAAACUUGCCGUUCAGUGGAUAUCUACGAGGGGUGCGUGGCUGCUGGAGUCGCUGACGAAGGCCUUUGCCUAC